Coffea arabica (coffee) is the source of this 684-nucleotide messenger RNA. NCBI's taxonomy places the organism in Eukaryota, Viridiplantae, Streptophyta, Magnoliopsida, Gentianales, Rubiaceae. The record is from RefSeq and is a predicted model, not a curated record.
AUGUUAAAAGGCCAUAGUAUUUGGGAAGUAAAUAUACCAGUUGAUAGUUCCUGGAUAUGGAGGAAAUUACUUCAAUUAAGACCACUUGUUCAACCAUUAAUCAAACCUUUGAUUGGAAAUGGUCAUAGUACUUUUUCCUGGUUGGAUAAUUGGCAUCCUCUUGGUCCUUUAUAUUUGAAUUAUCCAGAAUCUUUGCUUAAAGCUUUCAGAUUGACUGUAACUUCGAAAGUGGGGGAUUUUAUUAGUAAUGAUGGAUGGUGCUGGCCUAGUGGCAGAAGAUAUACUGCCAUGUUUAAGGAGUUCCAGUUUGUUACUCUUGAUAGCUUGUUGCAACAGUUGCAUAGAGUUGACUGUGCACAAUGGAAUGUAGCAGGGGUUGGCGAAUUUUCUGUUAAAUCAUAUAUUAAAGAGUUAUUUGGUUCAGGAGAAACUGUGGCAGGGUUUCCUUUGAGAUUGUGCCUCUUGUAUAGAGGAGUGUUACCCUGGGAACAAGAAGUAUUGCGGUGGUGUCAACAUGCUGGUGCUGGAACAUUUUCAGACAAAGUAAGAAGAUUGGCUCUUGCUUCUUCUAUGUGGCAUAUAUGGCACGAAAAGAAUAGAAGAAUCCUUCAAUCUAUGGCUCUAUAUGGUGCCAAAGUUAUGGAACUCAUAGUUAAAGUUGUGCAGAAUACUGGGACAACUUGA